Molecule: messenger RNA, 1008 nt
Organism: Penicillium digitatum Pd1
Lineage: Eukaryota; Fungi; Ascomycota; Eurotiomycetes; Eurotiales; Aspergillaceae
Source: RefSeq, a predicted model, not a curated record
AUGCCCGAACCUCCACAGCAACAUGAUCUGCAUUGUCUUUCUCCGAGCUAUUCCAUAACGGUCGAAAACACCGUUAAAUGCCUAGCAGAUGAUCUAGGAAGUCCGAAUCUCACCCAAAGACCAUUAGACAAUCUAAGGAGUGAGAGCACCGUUCGUCCCACGGGAGGAUUGGAUCGGACCAUGUUGGGAAUACCAACUUCGACGCCCUUGUCUCUGCAACCUUCACUUGAAGAUGUUAUGGACCAGGUUGUCGCAUCCUUUAGAGAUCUCCUCUAUAAUCAGACAUCUAGUCCUGAUCGAAUCUUACAAGCGUUGCAGCACAUUGAGACGAUCAAAAACUUCUUUGGUUCAAAGCUCUCACUACCUUCGACUUCAUCAACUGGGUCCUCAGAACGAGGAAGAAAAUUGUUUCAAUGUUGGCAGUGUGAUCCUCAGAAGGAUAAAACAACAUUUUCAAAAUUUGGUACCUUCAAGAGACAUUUGACUAAGCAUGAUAUACUCGACUGCGGGUGGCGAUGUCCUGAGCCUGGUUGCUCCGUGGUUGUCCACCGGCGAGAUAAAAUGCAUGAUCAUCUCCUUCUCAAACACAAGAAAAUCAGCCUUACCCCAGCCAACGUGGAAGCAACUCGAGAGAGAUAUCCACAUCCACCAAGCUGCCGCUUUUGCUCCCGGAAGAUAUCUUCUUGGUUUAUGUAUUUCAAGCACAUCAAGUACCAUUGUCUCAUUCCCACUGGUUCUACGAAUGCCCCGACAGACGAGGACUGGUCUUGUCACGGCGACAACGGUGGCGGGAACGUCGGGUACGGCGAUAGCCAUUGUCAUGGGUCUUCUUUUGCCGGACCCAGCAACUCGAACGGGGAUACCAGUCUAACCGAUCAAGCAAAUGGACUGGGAGGUCUUACUGAUUCCAGCAUCAGCUCCGAACGCUUCGGAAGCGUGGGUAAGGCGCGUCCUGGUCUCAUCUCGCACUCUGUUUCUGACGACGAGCUUAGACCGAUUUUCAAUUGA